AUGACGUCAUCCGAGAACGAAACCGUUUUGCAACCUCUAGACAGUCGGUCACGGUGUCAUUCUUUAUACACUUUUUGAAAGUUUUUUAAUUCAGAAAACAUGUCAACCAUGCAUAAUGCCGCGCACAGUGAUGAUCUCCUCAAAAUGGGUCGAUACUCGAUUGUACUUUGUAUUUUCGUGGAGGUCGCCAUGUUGUCACAACUGUCCAACACUAUGCUCAUGGUCUAUGCAGGUAAUAAUGUUCACGAGUACUAGUACUCAAACGUGGCACAUUUCUCUAUUCAGGAGCUCCUCCAAUCAUCAAAUCUUGCGGAAACACGACGUUCGCCACGAACGAGGAGGCGUGCGCGCAGUAUAGUUAUUGUAAAGAGCAUCAGAAUAUGACGUUUGAGCGUCAAUUCUAUGGCAUUUCCGAGCAAUUCAAACUGUUGUGCGAAGACGCAAAGUUGGAGAAGAUGGGCACUUCGAUUCAGAUGAUCGGAGUCAUGUUGGGAUGCGUGGUGUUCGGACAGAUUGGCGACCUUUAUGGAAGGAAGAAAGUGAGAUUUCAAACCGUUGACCCAAUGACUCCGGCCUUACAGCCAAUGAUGUUCUGUCUGUGCAUGUGCUUCGUUUUCGGAAUCAUGUCGGCGUUGGCUGCCGACUUCACAAAGUUCACCAUCUUCCGAACGGCACUUUGUUUCUUCAAUGGCGGCCAAAGCACGUGAGUACACUCAAAAAGCACAAAUUCAAAAUCGAAAUCAGUGCAGAAUAUCGGUGGUGUACAUGAUAGAGAACAUUCCGAAGCGGACUCGGAUGUACGUGUCCACACUGAUCAGCUACUCUCCGAAUGUGAUUCUGCUCGGCAUCCUCGCGUUCUUCUUCCAACAAUGGAGUCAGUUGGCACUCGUCAUCUCGUUUCUGACGGUGCCCGCGAUUGUCAUGUUGGCGUGAGUUCCAAUGAUCUUACAGCACUGAAAACAUUUGAAUACGGCAGGUUUCUCCACGAGAGUCCCCGUUGGUUGAUGCAAAAAGGACGAGUGGAUCAAGCGAAAAAAGUGUUUUUGGCGAUUGAGAAGUUCGACGGCGCAGCAGCACCGAGCAGCGCGUUGAACGACGUGGAGUUGGAGGAGUUUCUGGAAAAUGAGCACGAUAAAUUGGCGUCGGAGUCGAACACGCGAGUCGGGAAACAACACUCGUUUUGGCAUUUGUUCAAGACGAGAGAGAUCAUGACCGGCACGUUUGUGAUUGCGUUCACUUUGUGAGUCCACUUGUAAUCGGACAUUUUGGAGUAUCUCUAGAAUUGUAGUGUCGCGCAAAAUAAGAGUUUUUAGGCCCUAAAUCAGUCGGUCUGAAACUGAAACCAACAAUAUUUCAAUCCAAGUCUAAGACUCCAGCAAAUCCAUGUCGGUUUCCAGCUUCGCGACCACUCUGAUCAACUACUCGAUAAUGUUCAAUCUGGGCGCAGUGGCCGGCUCCAUCUACAUGAACUCCAUCCUCAUCGGCCUUCUCCGCUACUCUUUCAGCCUUUGCACCGGCUAUUUGGACUACAAAUUCGUGAAAUUCGAUCGAAAAAUGUGCCACGGCGUCUGCAGCCUCGUCACCAUCGCCAUCAUCGUCGCUAUUAUCGGCUUCUGUCUGACCGGCACCACCACGGUCUUUGCAAGUGUCAUCCGAGCCGGAGUGCUUCUUUCCUGUGCGAUGACGUCACAAGCUAUCAUUGUGGCGAGUAUCACUUCGAACGAGUUGAUGCCCACCGCCAUCCGAUCCAUUUCCUACUCGACUGCUCAGUUGUGCUCUCGGUUCGGAAUUGUUGUGGCUCCACAUGUAUUUCAUUUGGUAAGAAAUUCAAUGUUCGGCAAACUUCUGCAACUUUUGUGCAACUUGCCAGCUGCGCCAAGUUGCGUAGGCUUUGCACAAAAGUUACAAAGGUUUGCCGAGUAUGUAGCUUUAUAAAUUAAAGAAUUUCAGAAUUUAUACACCGGAAUCGAGUUUCCACUUCUUCCCUACGCAAUUUUGCUAGCCAUCGGCUUAGCCGACUUUAUUUUCUUUAGGGUAAGUUGAAAAUGUUUUGAAAGACCGUUGCUACACAAAAAUUUCAGUUUUUGAUCCCUGAGACGAAGAACAAGCCACUCGAGGAUUUCAUUGUUAACCGGAAGCGAACAGUUGAAGCGUGA
Caenorhabditis sp. 36 PRJEB53466 is the source of this 2156-nucleotide messenger RNA. The record is from the annotation of a GenBank genome assembly. Lineage: Eukaryota; Metazoa; Nematoda; Chromadorea; Rhabditida; Rhabditidae.